Messenger RNA from Coprinopsis cinerea okayama7#130, 1215 nucleotides. Its product is annotated as specific transcriptional repressor. NCBI's taxonomy places the organism in Eukaryota, Fungi, Basidiomycota, Agaricomycetes, Agaricales, Psathyrellaceae. The record is from RefSeq and is a predicted model, not a curated record. Gene Ontology annotation, molecular function: DNA-binding transcription factor activity, RNA polymerase II-specific; RNA polymerase II cis-regulatory region sequence-specific DNA binding. The coding region runs from base 1 to 1215 and encodes 404 amino acids. Gene Ontology annotation, biological process: regulation of transcription by RNA polymerase II. The transcript is spliced from 2 exons. Gene Ontology annotation, cellular component: nucleus.
AUGGUUCACUACACCCAGUUCUCGCUAAAUGUCUUCGGCAAGUCUACCGUUUAUUUUUUGCGAUGUCAAUCGGUAUUGACGUCCCCACUGCCAGCAGCCAAUGAUGCAAGAUACCACCCGUAUUAUACCGGCUACGAGGCCAGGUUAUCGCCACCACCUCCUCCAUUGCUGACGAUUGAAAACACCUCGUACUCUAACGCCAAUACCGCCCUAACCACCACCAAAGCCGACCACGAUCGCGUCGCAUCGAAGUCCCAAUCACCCGGCGCUGUCGACAAUAGCUCUUUGUCACCGUCGGUCCCCAAAACUCGGUCCGGGCGAGUGCCCCGCCCCAGAAACGCGUUCAUGAUAUUUAGGUCGGCCUUCUGGGCAGAGGCAAAGAUUACUCGCGACGUGGAGCACGACCACCGGCACAUCAGCCGCAUCAUUGGACAUUGUUGGAACAAGAUGUCAGAGGAGGAGAAGAACGUUUGGCGCCGUAAAGCAGAUGAAGAAAAGAUCGAGCACGAGAAGAAGUACCCUGGCUAUCGCUUCUGUCCUAUACAACGUACCAAGAAGCCCAUCAAACGGAAGGUCAAGCGUAACGGCGAAGAAGAUCUCAUCCGGUGUGAAAGACUUGCAGACCUCUUGCUGGCUGGAAAGCAGGGAGAUGAACUUUCCGAUGCAAUCAAGGAAAUGCCGCCGGUCACGAAAUCCACCAAGUCGGCGUCAAAUCCUGAUGAACCGCCUUUCCGCAGUCCACUCCUGCCUCCGCUUUCCUUCGACCAUGACAGGUCUUCUGGCUGCUCUUCGUCCGAGUCCUCCCCCCGGACGCCGUAUUUCUCUGCAUCCGCACCCAGUCUUUCCCUUGAACUAACGCAGCACCCUCUGGAUCUCAACUAUUCACGGCGCUCUCUUUCCGAGUCAACAAAGACCGAGCACAUCGUAUUCGAAGCGCCAAACUUCCCUACGGCAUCGUACUCUCUAUACCAGUCCCAAGCAUCAGCUUGUGCCUUGAUGCGCUCCAACGAUCUUCAUGUUGAAUCACUGCACAGCUCGGGUCACUGCGCCUCUUAUCCCUCCACAUACCCUCGCUCUGUUGUGUCCUUCUACAACCCAUUCUCCCUCUGCGAUCCCGAGGCUAAUUCGGCUCCGGUCCUUCCUAGCCCAUUGUCAAGUGCCAGUAUAAUGUCAGAACCGGUUCAAUGGAACACAGCAUAUCCGUUCACGACAUAG